Drosophila subpulchrella is the source of this 1845-nucleotide messenger RNA. Its product is annotated as venom serine protease Bi-VSP-like. NCBI's taxonomy places the organism in Eukaryota, Metazoa, Arthropoda, Insecta, Diptera, Drosophilidae. The record is from RefSeq and is a predicted model, not a curated record. The transcript has 6 exons. Gene Ontology annotation, molecular function: serine-type endopeptidase activity. Bases 119 to 1657 code for a protein of 512 amino acids. Gene Ontology annotation, biological process: proteolysis.
GACGCGAUCGCUUUGGUCACGCUGGCCACGGAAAAACAUACAAAACAACCGCAAGAUCCUUCUUAUAAGCAAUUCGGCUAACGUUAUUGGGAGAUAAUCGUAAUAUAUCGAUCUCGCCAUGAAGUGGAUGUGCUGUGCUAGUGCUGUGAUUACACUCCUGCCCCUUGUACUCCUCCCCCCGCCCACUGCCGCCCAGUUCAAUCAGCGCAGGCAAGUUAGCCAGAGCUGCGUCACCCCGGAUAACUAUUUUGGAAGUUGCGUGGCCCUGACCUACUGUCCCCAGGUGGUGGACAUCUUCCAGACCACCAGCAGGGAUCGGGCCGCGAGCUAUGUGAUCGCCCUGCAGCGCAGCUGUGGCACCCGCAACAUCAACGGGGAUCCGGUGAUCUGCUGCACAGAACCCAGAUAUAACCCGGUUACAGAGGCACCUCCGCCGCAACACCCCGAUAAUCCAUUCCUGUUUCCUACCAUACCGAGCACAACGACUACAAGAACCAAUUCCUUCGUCUUUCCAAACUUCCCGAGAACCACGACUACUACUAAGACAACCACAACGACAACCACUCCAGCUCCCUUUCCGGUUACCACAUCGGGACCCUUAUGCCGAGGACCAGACACCAAGCCUGGACACUGUAUAGAACUCAAGGAGUGUGCAUUGCUAGCCAAGGAGCUGCUGGAGAGACCGGAGGACGAGAUCUACGCCAAAUUCUUGCGUGCCUCCAGAUUGGUUUGUGGCAACAAGGGUUACCAGGUGUGCUGUCCCAAUGGACAGGCGGUCACCACACCAAGUGCCAAUAUCACAUCGGGUUCCAUUAUUCCCAGGAAUACGGACGAAGUGCCUCGUCGGCUGCUCAAUAUGGAGGAUGGGUGUGGCUAUACGAAUGUACCGAAUAAAAAAAUUGUGGGCGGUGUAGUGAGCCACAAGGGGGCGUGGCCCUGGAUCGCACUGCUGGGCUAUAAGAAUACCCUCAAACGGUUCAAGUGCGGAGGAACCCUGAUCACCGCCAGACACGUGGUCACGGCAGCCCACUGCAUCACCACAAAUCUGUCGUUUGUGCGCUUGGGAGAACAUGAUCUGUCUACGGACACCGAGACUCGCCAUGUGGACUUUAAAAUAGCAAAGUACGUGACCCAUCCGGAGUACGAAGUCCGCUUCAAACGCGGUGACUUGGCCAUUAUAUUUUUAGAGCGAAACGUGGAGUUCACCUCCAAGAUCACACCCAUCUGCCUGCCACACACGCCUGAUCUGCGCCACAAAUCCUACUUGCAACACAAUCCCUUCGUCGUAGGAUGGGGAAAGACGAUGGAGGACGGUGAGUCCGCCACCGUGCUGAACGAGCUUCAAAUUCCAAUUCAGGAUAACAGUCUGUGCCGCCAGAGAUAUGCAUAUAGUUUUUAUUCUAAGAACCUACCCGCCAAUAUGUUUGACAGUUCGGUCAUCUGCGCCGGAGAUCUUUCCGGAGGCAAGGAUACGUGCCAGGGCGACUCCGGUGGUCCGCUGAUGAUGCCGGAGUCGUACAAGGACACCUAUCGGUACCAUCUCAUCGGCGUGGUGUCCUACGGCAUCGGGUGUGCUCGGAAAAAUACUCCGGGUGUAUACACCAGCACACAGCACUAUAUGGACUGGAUCAUCCAACAGGUCCAGCAAACACCCUGAGUUGCUAUCACAAAGGCCAGAUCUAACUAAAUUUAUAAAUGAUUUGAGGUGUGAUAUCGAUUUAAAAAUGAUUUGGUUACUAUAACCUAAUAAUUAAAUCAAUCCUAAAAUGAAGCUACUACGCUAAAACAAUUGGAUAUUAAUUGAAUUAAUAAUAAAAUAAAUUAUUAAAAAUGUAUUUAUAUUUU